Molecule: messenger RNA, 1074 nt
Organism: Triplophysa dalaica
Lineage: Eukaryota; Metazoa; Chordata; Actinopteri; Cypriniformes; Nemacheilidae
Gene: pou1f1
Product: POU class 1 homeobox 1
Exons: 7
Coding region: 1-1074 (357 amino acids)
Biological process (GO): regulation of transcription by RNA polymerase II
Molecular function (GO): DNA-binding transcription factor activity, RNA polymerase II-specific; RNA polymerase II cis-regulatory region sequence-specific DNA binding
Source: RefSeq, a predicted model, not a curated record
AUGACCUGCCAGGCAUUUAGCGCCAGUGAUUCCUUCACUACUCUAAGCGGCGAUUCAGCUGCCCUGCCUCUGCUGAUGCAUCACACUGGACCUUCCGACUGCUUACCCGUCUCCAGCCACACCACCAACAUGAUAUCUUCAGUCCCCUCAGGUCUACCACUGGUACAGUCGUCCAAACGUGCUCAUAUGCACCUGUCCGCUUCUGCUUUGGGCAACGCAUCAGCCAGCCUGCACUAUCAAAUGCCCCCAUGUCAUUAUAGCAACCAGCAGACCACCUAUGGCAUGAUGGCAGCACAAGAAAUGCUCUCUGCCAGCAUCUCACAGACUCGCAUCCUUCAGACCUGCAGUGUGCCUCAUGCCAACAUGGUAAAUGGAGCCAAUUCAUUACAAGGAGCUUUAGCCCCAUGCCUCUAUAAGUUCCCUGAGCACAGUUUGGGUGGAGGAUCUUGUGCUUUGAGCCACAGUUUCCCACCGCUACCACAAGCUCUUCUCACUGAUGAACACACUCUCAGUGACAUCAAGCAGGAGCUGCGCAGAAAAAGCCGGCCUCUGGAAGAGCCCCCCGAUAUGGAUUCUCCUCAAAUCCGUGAACUAGAGAGGUUUGCUAAUGACUUCAAACUGAGAAGGAUCAAACUGGGUUACACACAGACCAAUGUGGGUGAGGCACUGGCGGCCGUGCACGGCUCUGAAUUUAGCCAAACCACCAUCUGUCGCUUUGAGAACUUGCAGCUCAGCUUCAAAAAUGCCUGCAAGCUCAAAUCUAUCCUGGCAAAAUGGCUGGAGGAGGCUGAGCAAGCAGGUGCUCUUUUUAAUGAGAAGAUGGGCAUGCAUGAGCGUAAACGAAAACGGAGAACAACCAUCAGUCUCGGGGCGAAGGAAGCCCUAGAAAGGAAUUUUGUGGAGAAGAGUAAACCCUCGUCUCAGGAGAUUGUGCGACUGGCAGAGGGCCUGCAUCUGGAGAAGGAGGUGGUCCGUGUGUGGUUCUGUAACCGUAGACAGAGGGAGAAAAGAGUCAAAACCAGCCUACACCACAGCUCAUUCAUGGCCAAAGAGACUGCAGCCUGUAGGACCUGA